AUGAAAAGGGAUCUUUGUGUACACGUACCUAGAACUCGUAACGGUGGUGCGUUUAAACACUCCGAGGAUGUCGAGCUCCAUGCUAACGACUUCGAAUGGGACGAAAAGGUAGCGGAGCUAACCAUCACGGAGCGAAAGCAUGUUGAUGAGUAUAUGAGUAGGUGUAUGGCAGAAUUAAGUCGUGCCGGAUUGUCCAGGUCGCUGGAAGAGGUCCCUGAGAAGCCAUGGGAGAUGCAUUUCGCUGCAUCAAAGCAUCACUUUCCUCUAAAGAACUACAUCAUACAUGCGUUUCCGCUGCUGCGCACCGUUGUGGGCAGACGAGGUUCGCCUGCGUGGAUUUUAGAGUGUGGUUGCGGUACUGGGAGCACCCUGCUUCCAAUUAUGCGUGAAUGUACAAGCCCAGAUGUCCACUUUGUAGGCUUCGAUAUCUCACCAUCUGCACUCUCGCACUUCAGGAGCCAUGAGAUCGCACAGAGCUAUCUGCAGCGAAAUCAGCUUACACUGCUACCCUUGGCGAUUGGCAGCUCUACCUGUGCUACGAUCGCGGACCCCACGGCACCGGUGGCGAAGCGGCAACGGAUUGACAAAAAUGCUACCCUUGUAGUGGAUGCCCUCACUGCAGCGGACAAAUCUCUUCAGCACCAGAAGUUUGAUGCAAUCCUGCUAGUUUUUGUCCUCUCCGCGCUACCGACGGUGGAAAAAAUGCUCUCGGCUAUCAAACAGCUGAAGGGAGUUUUGAAGCAAGAUGGAAUACUGCUUUUCAGGGAUUAUGCGCUUCCUGACCACAACUUUUUCCGCUUCUUGUCCAAAAUGAACAACAAGGUUGGAGGCGUUGCUUUUGCAAAAGGUGACUGCACAACUCAGGUGUUCUUCCACAAAGAGUUUGCAACCAAACUUUUUUCGUCUGCUGGCCUAGUCGAGGUGGACGAUGCUCCGUCAAAGCUGACGUAUCACUGCAAUCGCAUUGUGAACCGAAAAAAUGGGAAAAAGAUGGAUAAGAUUUUCAUUAACGGAACGUUUAAGCUGGCACCGAGCAGCUGA
Molecule: messenger RNA, 1041 nt
Organism: Leishmania major strain Friedlin
Lineage: Eukaryota; Euglenozoa; Kinetoplastea; Trypanosomatida; Trypanosomatidae
Exons: 1
Coding region: 1-1041 (346 amino acids)
Source: RefSeq, a predicted model, not a curated record